CGGACGGAGUUCCAGCCAAUCGAGACGGCGUCGCGCGCACACCAGCAAUUGCACCAAGAACAGCAUGAGCAAGCGCGUCAAGGUGUACCUCCAGCACCAGGAAGCUUUCGAUAGCACGGCCCCCGUCGUCGCGACUUUCCGCAAUGGCCCGCCGCCUCCAAACCAGCGCAAGGACUUGGCCUUUGAGGUGUUUGAGAACCCAGCGAAGAAGCAGCGUUUGGUCAUUGCCAGCUCCGAGAAGGUGGCGUAUCAAGGCGCCAAUUUUGGCUACUUGGGAUCCAGCCAUGACUUCGCCAAUUACGCGGUGGGCGUGUACGACAGGAAGACCAAGGAGGUCCGACUGUGCAAUGUAAACCAGAUCUACGUCAUGCAGCAGGCCAUUAAGAACGCGUCUGAGAAUGUGGACGACAACCGUGGAGAGGAUAAGAACUUCAUGGACCAGCGACGCGAUCUCGUUGAAGUCUUCGGUAGCAAGAAGAGCAAACGUAUGCAGAAGAACCGCGAAGAGAACAUCGUCGACCUCGAAAACAUCAGCGGUGCUGCUUCGGUAUCUCAAACCCUGCAAAAGAAGAUCUCGGCUGCGAAACGCAAGCUCGAGGAGGAACGUGCACAGGACGGAAGCUACAGCAAGGAGGGCGCAGCUCUCGCUGCCACCCGCAACGCUCUCCUGCCGCCAUGCGACGUCGACGCUCCUACACCCGACCGCGUCUACGACCUUACGAAGUUUAUGGAUCACGCUGUAAUGGACUCGUUAACCAUCAUGGCUGAGGAGGUUAUUCAGGCACUGCAGACCACGGGUGUGGCCGAGUAUGCCGCCAGCUUGAACUUGGCGUCGCUGCCUACGCGACUGAUGCUGUCCCUACCUGCGCCGUACGACGUGAACAAAAUGUGCCUCGUCGUGUACCUGGCAUAUAUGAUCGACUUCUACAACUCGCGCUUUCCUCUGCGUAAAUCUGCUGCCGUGUUCAGUGAGGAGAAGGGCAUUCCGCUUGUGAUUGUGCGUCACUUCCUGAAGCUCUUUACGGACAUUAGCGAGGGCAACGGCUACCCGACAUACUUCCAGUCCAAGGCCAUGAAGGACAAACUCAGUCUGCACCUUAUCGUGGUCGCACUCACCGUGAAUGGCUUCACUUUGGAUCUUACAGAGGUUGGCAACGAUCUCAAGAAGUCCUCUAUCCACAUUCAGGCAUAUGCCCGCCAACUUGGCUGUAUUGUCGAAAAGGCGAAGGCGGACACUGCCGUGUACGGCGGUGCGGCGUCGCUGGCUUCCAAGAAGCAGAUUCAACGUGCUGUGCUCUCCGUGCCACUCCACUUCCCGCUCCCGAAGCGUGGAGGCCCAGCUCGCCGAUAAGCAAUCAGCAGCAAAUAGAGUCCGGUUACAGACGUGAGUAAUCUCUAACACAAGAAUACAUAGCUUUACAUGAUCACUAACGCUAUUUCACCCCUUUACAGAAAAAAAAACUCUAAGAAAAAAUGGUAUCGCAGUGUUGCACUUG
Molecule: messenger RNA, 1496 nt
Organism: Phytophthora nicotianae INRA-310
Lineage: Eukaryota; Oomycota; Peronosporomycetes; Peronosporales; Peronosporaceae
Exons: 3
Coding region: 65-1351 (428 amino acids)
Biological process (GO): transcription elongation by RNA polymerase I; RNA polymerase I preinitiation complex assembly; nucleolar large rRNA transcription by RNA polymerase I
Cellular component (GO): RNA polymerase I complex
Molecular function (GO): DNA binding
Source: RefSeq, a predicted model, not a curated record